Molecule: messenger RNA, 499 nt
Organism: Daldinia loculata
Lineage: Eukaryota; Fungi; Ascomycota; Sordariomycetes; Xylariales; Hypoxylaceae
Exons: 2
Coding region: 194-439 (81 amino acids)
Source: RefSeq, a predicted model, not a curated record
GACCUUUUUACCUUACGCACUCAUGCAUACAAUACAAACUCACCGCUCAGCUCACUAACAUAAGACUUAAGCUUUAAGCUCAUCUUAUAUUUAAAUUCUAUUUAAAUAACCUACUUCUCAGUACUACUUACCUCUAUAAACCAACCGGUAGUAUUAUUUCUUCCGUGUACGGUAACGCAAUUACACCUCGAAUAUGUCGCCAUCGCAACCUAGUCCCCAAUCGCCGAACGACCAGGCCGCGCAAUCCAGUGGGCCGACGGCUCAUCAGCCCGUCCAGACGAUACAACCCGUCGCACUUCAAGCAAUGGAUCCUCAGCGCCCUCAGCCCGAACAACCCGAAUACGGAAACUUGCGCGGCGGAGAGCGUAGUUCGUGCUGUCCAGGCCGCUUCUGCUUCUGUAUUCCCUGCCCGCUACCAUGCGAUUUCUGCAUCAUUUAAGCACAUAUUGUUUAUUAUGGUAUCACUACGACUGUUAUAGAUGACUUGGUCGCGGGCGUU